AUGGACGGGCCAGGCCAGACCACUAUUGUUGCCAACGAGAAGCAUACCAUGCAGAAUCUGAACGACCGUUUGGCCACCUACCUGGAAAAGAUCCAUGCCAGGUCUGUGGAGAACGCUCAGAUGAUCCUGCGGGUGGAUAAUGCCAGAGUUGCAGCUGAUGACUUCAAGAUGAAGUUAGCGACGGAGGCUAACAUGACUAUGAAGAUCGAAGGGGAUGUGGCUCGUCUGAGAGGAGUCCUGGACAGCUUUACGCUCACCAGAGGAGACUUGGAGAUGCAGAUUGAGGGGCUGAAGGAGGAGCUGGUCUACCUCAGGAAGAGCCAUGAGGAGGAGAUGCAUUUGAUGCGGACGCAGCAUUGUGGUGCUGUGAAUGUGGAGAUGGACUGUGCUUACUCAGUGGACAUGAGCAAGGUGCAGGAGGAGAUGAGGACCCAGUCUGAGGGCAUGUUAGCGAAGAACCAGAGAGAUGCUGCCAAGUGGUUUGAGAGCAAGGUAGAGGUGCUUCAGAGCCAGAUCACCACCAGCACCACAGAGGUGAAGACCUCUCAGUCUCAGGUGACCGACCUGAAGAGGACCUUCCAGAGCCUGGAGAUUGAACUGCAUGGCCUGCUCACUCAGUCCUCUUUGCAGGACGGCCACUCCUAG
Salvelinus namaycush (lake trout) is the source of this 645-nucleotide messenger RNA. Its product is annotated as keratin, type I cytoskeletal 42-like. The record is from RefSeq and is a predicted model, not a curated record. Gene Ontology annotation, molecular function: structural molecule activity. The transcript is spliced from 6 exons. Bases 1 to 645 code for a protein of 214 amino acids. NCBI's taxonomy places the organism in Eukaryota, Metazoa, Chordata, Actinopteri, Salmoniformes, Salmonidae.